Calypte anna (Anna's hummingbird) is the source of this 5188-nucleotide messenger RNA. RefSeq names its product TOG array regulator of axonemal microtubules 1 (gene TOGARAM1). Gene Ontology annotation, biological process: microtubule cytoskeleton organization. The coding region runs from base 1 to 5061 and encodes 1686 amino acids. The record is from RefSeq and is a predicted model, not a curated record. Lineage: Eukaryota; Metazoa; Chordata; Aves; Apodiformes; Trochilidae. The transcript has 21 exons. Gene Ontology annotation, molecular function: microtubule binding. Gene Ontology annotation, cellular component: cilium; cytoplasmic microtubule.
AUGGCCGCGGCCCUCGCGCUGCCACCGCCCGCCCGCCCCAUGGAGGAGACCCCGGGACCCCCCCCGAACCCGGGACACCCCCCGAACCCGGGACCCCCCCCGAACCCGGGACACCCCCUGAGCCCGGGACCCCCCCUGGCCCCGGGACCCCCCCUGAGCCCGGGACACCCUCUGGCCCCGGGACCCCCCCUGGCCCCGGGACCCCCCCUGAGCCCGGGACACCCUCUGGCCCCGGGACCCCCCCUGGCCCCGGGACCCCCCCUGAGCCCGGGACACCCUCUGGCCCCGGGACCCCCCCUGUCCCCGGGACCCUCCCUGUCCCCAGCCCUCAGCACGCAGCGCGGCGGCCGGGAGGCUGAUCCCGCCGAUCCGCCGUGGGGGCCGCGUCCGGCGCUGAGCCGGCGGCGCCGCGGUCCCGGCCGCUCCCCCCGGCCUCCCGCCGCCUCCCUGCGAGCCCUCACGUCGCCCCCCGCCCCCCGCCGCGGGCUGGGCGAGCUGUCCCGCAGCCUGGCCUGGCAGCUGGGCGGCCCCGGUACCGCCGGGCAGCGGGAGGAGGAGGAGGAGGUGACCGGCACCGAUCCCGUCCCGCAGGACAGGCUGAUCGGUGAGGGAAGCCCCUCCCGGCCCGGCAGCACCGGCCUGAAGUUCGGUCUGGUGCCGCCGGAGCUUCACGCUCGGUUGCUGGACCAGGAGGACUACAAGAACCGGACUGAAGCCGUGGAGGAGCUGAAGAGGGUGGUCGGGGGUGCCAGCCCGGCUGCCGUGACCUCCACGCCCGCCCCCGGCCUCCUGGGGCUCAUCAGCUUCCUCUACACCCUCCUGGACGACCCCAACUUCAAGGUGGUGCUGGGGGCUCUGGAGGCGAUCCACCUGCUGGCCCUGCGGCUGGGACACCAGGUCCGGACCUUCCUGGCACCGCUGGUCUCUGCCGCCGCCAAAGUGCUGGGGGACAACAAGGUGUCGGUGCGGCGGGAGUACACCCGGCUCUUCCUGCGGCUGAUGGAGGCGGCGGGGCCCCGGCAGGUGCUGGGGAUGCUGCUGCAGCCCGAGUUCCUGCGGCACAAGAACUCCAAAGUCCGAGAGGAGGUGGUCAACAUCUGCAUCGCCGCCCUCCUCGCUCACCCCGCCGAGGAGCUGGAUUUGGCCCGCUUGGCUUCUGAGCUGGCUCCGGUUCUGGUGGACGGGAAGCGCAGGGUUCGGCACGCUGCCAUGGAAGCCUUCGCCGCGCUGGCCGCUGCCAUGGGCCCGGGCAGGACCGCCCUUCUCUUCAAGGCGGUGGAUGCCGUGGAGCUUGAGGACAACGGGGACGGGGUGAUGCACGCCGUGCAGGCCAGGCUGGCCAGGAAGACCUUGCCCAAGCUGGUAGACCACGGGUUUGUGGAGUAUGCUGUGCCCCUGCCAUCCUCUGGCCAUACCAGGGGGGGGUAUUUGCCCCCAGGAGCCGAUACGGACUGGUUGCUGAUGGGCAGCAGGAGCCAGAGUGCACACAGUUACUGCGGGUGUCAGCCCAGGGAGGAUGCUCUGCACAACUCCAGCACACACGCUGCCUCUGCCGACCAAGGAGUGAGCCCCAGGAGAGUCCUGAGUGCAGGAAAAGGGAAAAGCAAACUGCCUUGGGAAAACGAGGAUGCUGCAGAGAGGGAAGGUGGUUCAGGAGUCAAGAUGCCUUUGACAAAGGGUGUGGAGCAGUUCUCUACAUCCAAUGAUUUUCUCCAUUCUCCAAAGUUAAGGCCCUCUCAAGGCGUUCCAGGCAGUGAUGAGUUAUUUUUUAGCAGAAAAAGAGCUUCAAGGAAUUUUUUUCAGAAUAGUAUAGAUUUUAACUCUGAGCGUUCUUCUCUUUGUGCUGGUGCUAUGGGCUCUCAGCCACAAAUUUCAGGGAAAUGUGGAACACUUGGAUACACGCAGCCACGCGGGAGGAGUGGCAGUGUGGACUCUGAUUUACAGCUUUUAGGAUUAAAUAACUCUCAGCAAGACAAAGUUAGUGCCAGCCUAAAUUUUUCCAGCAAGACCCAGAGAAGUUUUUGCAACCAAGCAGAGCACACGGUGUCCCUCCAGGCUCCUAAUGCAAGCCAGGGCACCUUCAUUCUGCCAUCUUACCCUCUGUCAUCACCCAGGAGCAGCCCCAAACACCUCUCCUCUCCAGCUGACUCUCCAAAGAAGUCACAGGACAGGACCAUGAGCUUCUCAAACUCCUGGCCUCUGAAAAGCUUUGAAGGACUGCUCAAGCCCAGUUCACAGAAGCAGCUUCUCAGUCAAAAGGCAGGAGACAGUGCAGGGGAGAGUCUGCAGGAGCAGCAUUCCCCUCUGCAGCUGAAGCCCACCCUGGUGAAGCACCCAGCCUCCUGCAGGGGCCUGAGCGGGGCCGUGCCCGUGCCCCCCAUCCCUCGCCCGCUGCCCGACAAGGUGGGCAGAAAGGUGGCCAAGUGGAGGAGUGAGGAGUGUGAGGAGCUGUGGCUGGAGGAGGUGGAUAAGAAGCUUGCAGCUGAGCUCUCAGAGCUACGUGUCGAUGGCGAGGAAGUGGACCAGGAAGAGAUGCAGAACUCACUUAGGUCGCUACGGAACAGCGCAGCCAAGAAGAGGGCAAAGCUCAGCAGCAACUUCUCAGACCUGGAAAGUCCUGAUUCUGCUCUUAAACUGGAUCUGUCUGGGGACUCCCUCUCCCAGGCCUCUUCCCCCAGCCUGGGCUCCUGCACUGAGAGUGGAGUUUACAGCCAGGAGUCUCGGGCUUCACCUGUGUCCACAGCCCCCAGGAGGAGGAGGAGAACGUCUGACACCUUCCCACUGCUGGGCAGUAAAUCACAGCCUGCAAAAGUCUCUUCAGCAAGAAGGAGAGACCCAAAUGUGGAAGAACAUAACUUCAGCACAGGUCUUGCAGAGUCAACAUCCAGUUUUCCACAGCUGAACAACCUGGAUUUCCUUUCACCAAGUGUCCUGUCUGAAGAUGCAGUUGUUAUUGUUGGUAAAGGUGUUUUUGGCAGCCCUCCUCCUGCACAGUCACACAGCCAGUCCCUGAGGUGUGCAGGCACAGGAGAGGAGCAGGCUGAGCCAGCAGCAGGGAGAAGCCUCCAGCAGAGCAGCCUGGCUCAUUUCCAGGCUGAAAAUGAAAGAGAGAUAAAAGUUGCCAUGUCAAAAUCUGCCCAGGAGAAGGUGAGGAGGAGGAAGAAGGAAGAACACAAUCAUAGAGGACAUCAGGAAGUCAGAGACCUGGCAGAAGAGGAGGAAAACCAUUGGGAGAGACUUAAAGUGAAUGAACCAGAGAAAAUGACCACAGAAACAUUAAAUCUCUGUGGGGAUAUAUCAACAUCAUCAAGAAAUGUAUCUCUGUCAUUAGAAAGCGUGGCCUUGACUCCUUCAUUAAAAAGAACAUCCAGUUUGAAGAAGACAAAAUAUUCAGCCUUGCUUGAUUCUGAUGAAGUCUCUCUCGGGACACGAGGGCACUACAAGGACCGCACCCCCUCAGUCACACACAGCCCCGAAGCCAUGGACCCAUCCGAGCUGCAGCCCCUGCCCAAACCAGAGCUGGCUCUGACAGAGGCCUUGGUGCUUUUAGCUGAUGAUGACUGGGAGAAGAAAAUCGAAGGUCUGAACUUUGUUAGGUGUUUGUCUGCCUACCAUGCAACCAUUCUGACUGCAAAGCUGCAUGAAACCAGUCUGGCUGUGGCACAAGAGGUCAAGAAUUUACGCUCAGGUGUUUCUCGAGCUGCUGUGGUCUGUUUAGGGGAUUUGUUCACCUACCUGAAAAAGAGCAUGGAUCAAGAACUAGAUAAUACAGUAAAAGUCCUUUUGCACAAAGCUGGUGAAUCCAACACAUUUAUAAGGGAAGAGGUAGACAAAGCACUGAAGGCUAUGGCUAAUAAUGUGACUCCAGCACGUGCACUUUGUUCUCUUAUAAAUGGAGGGCAAAGCCACCUGCACUCAGCAGUGAGGAGAUGCACAGCCCAGCACCUCGCAGACAUCCUGGAGCGGAUGGGGCCGGAGCGGGCUCUGUCUGGACCCAAAGCUGUGGCUGAGAGGCUGUUCCCUGCCAUAGCCAGAUUUGCACAGGACAGCUCCCAGCAAACGAGGUAUUAUGGUCGGAAGAUGCUCUUCAGCAUGAUGGCUCACCCUGACUUUGAGAAAACACUAGAGAAGUAUGUGCCGACCAAGGAUCUGCCUUACAUUAAGGAAUGUGUUUGCAAUCUGCACGAAAAGGGUUUGGGGGAGAUGCCAUUGGAUACACCCUCAGCCAAAGGAAGACGUUCCCAUACUGGGAAUGUUGGACAUUCGAGGUCAUCAUCAACUUCCAGAGAUGCUCUCAACAUCACUGACAGAGAGACAACAGAAACCCGUGAAGUCACAAGAAGAGCAGCUCCCCGUGGCUCACUGGAAAGCGAGGAACAUGUGAAGGACAUGAUAGGUUUAUUGAACGGAAAAGACUUCCGGGACCGGAUCACUGGCAUUAAGCAGCUGUUAGCAGACACAGAGAACAAUCAAGGCUUUGUUGUUGCCAACAUUGUGAAGAUCUUUGAUGCUUUCAAGUCUCGUCUGCAUGAUUCAAACAGUAAAGUCACUCAGGUUGCUUUGGAGACGAUGCACAAGAUGAUUCCUUUGCUGAAAGACAAUUUAUCACCUGUGAUCAACAUGUUAAUUCCUGCCAUGGUCGACAACAACCUCAAUUCCAAAAAUCCAGGGAUUUAUGCAGCUGCUACAAAUGUUAUUCAGGCUCUAUGUCAACACUUAGACAACUAUUUGCUCCUCCAGCCAUUCUGCACAAAAGCCCAGUUUCUGAACGGAAAAGCAAAACAAGACAUGACAGAAAAGCUUGCUGACCUCGUCACAGAGUUAUACCCACGGAAGCCUUGCGCCGUGGAGCAGAAAGUUCUGGUUGUCCUUUGGCACCUCCUGGGAAACAUGACCAACAGCGGCUCCUUGCCCGGAGCCGGAGGGAACAUCCGGACAGCCACAGCCAAACUAUCCAAAGCACUUUAUGCCCAGAUGGGACCCAGCCUCCUCAGUCACGCUGCAUCCCAGCCACCACACAUCAAGAAGACUUUAGAAGAAUUCCUGGAGAUCAACACCUAAAAAUGACUCCGUGCCUGCGUGGAACCUCAGCUGAGGGGCUGUGACUGAGGGAUGGUGGCUGAGGGGCUGUGGCAGAGGGGCUGUUGACUGAGAGGCUAUGACAGAGGGAUGGUGGCAGAGGGGCUGU